Molecule: messenger RNA, 2097 nt
Organism: Morone saxatilis (striped sea-bass)
Lineage: Eukaryota; Metazoa; Chordata; Actinopteri; Moronidae
Gene: prelid3b
Product: PRELI domain containing 3
Exons: 6
Coding region: 128-709 (193 amino acids)
Biological process (GO): phospholipid transport
Cellular component (GO): mitochondrial intermembrane space
Molecular function (GO): phosphatidic acid transfer activity
Source: RefSeq, a predicted model, not a curated record
GGAGGGGACCUGCGGGUGUCUUUGAACGCAACUCCCCGGCUGCAGUCAGUGUGUCUGUGGACAUCCACCGGUUAGCCCACUCCGUGUCUCCCCGGCAACACCGACAUCGGUUCACCCAGUUCAAACCAUGAAGAUCUGGACAUCAGAGCACGUAUUCAACCAUCCUUGGGAGACGGUGACCAAGGCCGCUAUGCAGAAGUACCCCAACCCCAUGAAUCCCGGUGUGAUCGGAGUCGAUGUUUUGGACCGAGGCGUAGACAAACAGGGACGCCUCCACAGUAAAAGACUGCUCAGCACAGAGUGGGGUCUUCCAUCCAUCGUGAAAUCUAUCAUCGGUAACGCACGAACAUACACGUAUGUUCAGGAGCACUCGCUUGUGGAUCCCAAAGACAAGGUUUUCGAACUUCAGUCCACAAAUAUCACUUUCACAAACAUGGUCUCUGUGGAUGAAAAGUUAACAUAUAAACCACACCCUGAGGAUAAAGAGAAAACAAUACUCACUCAGGAGGCUAUCAUCUCGGUGAAAGGAGUCAGUCUCAGCAGUUACUUGGAGGGAGUUAUGGCGAGCACCAUUUCUGCUAAUGCUGGCAAGGGCCGUGAAGCCAUGGAGUGGGUAAUCAGGCGAUUAAAUGCAGAAAUCGAGGAGCUGGCAGCCACAGCACGAGGGACCAUACGAACCCCGAUGGCUGCUGCGGUCACUGAGAAAUGACACCUGCCUCUUUUUUCCAAAGAAUGAGAGAAGCGGGAAGCCAGUACAACCAGCCCCCCUUUAUGAUGUUUUGGUGCUCUGGAGUUUGUAUUAAUUGAGGGUACAAUUUAUCCAUUUCGUAUGCUUUUACUGUCUACAUUAGAUAUAUUUUUAACACCAAGCAGCAACAUAAAGGGAUUCUGUGAAGUGUUUUCAGGGGAUGCUGCCUGGCAGAGACCGCAGUAAUUUGGGGGGACCUGGGGAAGAAAAUGUGGGUGGUUACGCUCAGGAACAAGUUUAAACACUAUUUUUAUCUGUGUGUUUUGGAAACAUGUAGCACUGGCAAAAAAAAAAGAAAAGUAUCACAGGCACUGGAUGAACUGAAAACACAAAAAAAGUGCCAAAGCACACGCACCGCUUUUUGUCCAGCCUCUUAAAAGCACCAGCGUGGGCAAAAAAAGACCUCCGAAUACCAGCAAGUCUCCUCUGACGUGACCUCUGUGUUUACAGCGACACAGCUAUAAGUAAUACAGUUAUGAACACGGCUGUGACAUGAUGGUAGGAAACAAUGCCUUGUUGAGGAGGGGGUCAGGUGCAAUGCAUAUCAAGGGUACGUGAAAGUGGUUCGACUGUCAGAGUGGAUGGUUGGGUAAAGACGCAGCCAUCAACAGUGACAUGUUAACACCGCCAUCAACAGUGACAUGUUACCGAAAUGUUUCACCGUCUGGUUUAUUUGUGUAAAAGAGCCAUCUCCUCAACAACGUUUUCUUGCAGGGACCUCAGUAAUAACAAGACACUCUGUACCAGGUGACGUAUGUAAGCCUGCAUUUUGGUAUUAUGUGAUAACUAAUAUUGUUAUUAAGGUAUUUAAGUGAAAUGAAGGGAUCAAGAUACUUGCCAUAUUUAUAUUUAGUAGAAGAUCUUCUCAAAUGCUGCGUGACUUUAAUGUAAAUCAGUAUGAACUCAAACAGUUUUAUCAGUACUACUGUUCCUCAGUUUAAACACAAUCCUCUCAGCAUGUUCUCUCAGUAUAAAGGCUGAGACCUUCACACUGACUUAUUUGCACAGAAUAAUAUAUUUUAAGCUGCUACACAUGCUGAGGGUGCUCUAAUCUAAAUAUUUUGGUAAAACUGUUUUGAGAGGUUAAAUGUGGUUACAAUUUGCAUUUGAGAAGGUCUUCAUAUAACGGACAACAGUGUGGUGAUGGUGGAAGCUCUAGUAUCUUUUAAUAGCUUAUAUAUUUUUUUUUACCUGUAACAGGAAUAUUUAUUUAUAGAAACAUUUAGUUUGGAAGUAGUUGUGACGUCAUAUGCUUAGUUAGAAACUGUAAUUUGUGAAUUUUGUGCCUCUGAAAAAAAAAACUUAAGAAUGUGACAGUAAAAUAAAAUAUUUUAACCUGUUUACUAGAA